This is a messenger RNA of Coregonus sp. 'balchen', 8757 nucleotides long. Lineage: Eukaryota; Metazoa; Chordata; Actinopteri; Salmoniformes; Salmonidae. The record is from the annotation of a GenBank genome assembly.
AUGGCCACAGGUGUGAGUCAGCUCUUGUUUUUCAUUCUGUUUUUCUUUUCAUCUCAUUCAUGGCAGAUGGUUUUGGCUGCUUGCAGGAGUGGUGUAUAAGCACAGCACUCUAUUUUACGCCGGUGGAUUAUUCUCCAAGAUGGGACAGUAAUGGUUUAUAUGGACAAUGAGUAAGCCCUCUGCUGUGCUGUGUUACCAGGGUCGCCCUAAUCAGUGGAGAUUGUGUGUGUGUGUGUGUGUGUGUGAGAGAGAGAGACAGGAGAGCAGCAGGGGCGGGCACUGCAGGGGACAGAGAUUCAGUCCCUGCCUGCCUCCCUGCCUGCCGUGAGAGCUGGAUUAGGCACUGUACGUACACUGGCUGCUGUUUUCAAAUUGCUCUAAAUUCUCUGAGAUUAAGGGGGAAAUGAAUGAACAGUGACAGUCUGUCAUGGGGGAAAAUGCUUAAUAUCAAAACAACCAUGCAAUAUACAAAACACAUCCUUAAAAACCAAUAUGCAGUAUACAUGGGGUCGUGUUUCAAGAUAUACUGUUGAAGAUACAUUAUCCAUUAAGCUCACUGUAUACCGGUCUUAAAAGUCAUACAAAUAUAACUACAACAAGCAGGAACAGUGCUGGGUACAGUAUUUAUUUUAUAAGGAGGUUUACAUUGCUUUGCUCACUUUCAAUGUUUAAAGAGUAUCCUUUGGGCUGAUGAUCAAUGUCCUUAGCUGAAUGAUGCUAAUCAUAUUCUUAUAUAGCCUUCCACUACAGGCCGUUAGUGGGGCUUUUAAUGCCAGUCUUAAUGUCGGACUACUCCAGACUGCAUAGUGAACCAUAUGGGAACAAUAGAUCAGAGUAACCGCUCCCUGCAAUGUAAUAGACCUGGGGAUGUGUGUGCAGCCUACUGGUAGUAUCUGUUUGUCAAUGUUAUAAGCCACAAUACUUCUACUUCCAUAGUACUGUUAGUCUCUGACAUCUCUCAAGCAGUAUAGACAGUACAGACAUUUUCUUCUGCAAUGCAUCAUAUCCUUUUAAUGACAGUUACUUAGUUAAAGGGGCAAUCUGGGAUUUAAAAAAAUGAAUGUACCAAUCCCAGAUUAAUUGCAAAUAAAAAGCCAUAUCUCAGACUGCCCAUCUUAAUCUUUUCUUUUUACUGGCCAGUCUGAGAUAUGGCUUUUUCUUUGCAACUCUGCCUAGAAGGUCAGCAUCCUGGAGUCGCCUCUUCACUGUUGACGUUGAGACUGGUGAAGCUGCCAGUUGAGGACCUGUGAGGCGUCUGUUUCUCAAACUAGACACUCUAAUGUAUUUGUCCUUUGUUCAGUUGUGCACCGGGGCCUCCGACUCCUCUUUCUAUUCUGGUUAGAGACAGUUUGCGCUGUUCUGUGAAGGGAGUAGUACACAGCUUUGUACGAGAUCUUCAGUUUCUUGGCAAUUUCUCAUAUGGAACAGCCUUAAUUUCUCAGAACAAGAAUAGACUGACGAGUUUCAGAAUACAGUUAUUUGUUUCUGGCCAUUUUGAGCCUGUAAUCAAACCCACAAUUGCUGAUGCUUCAGAUACUCAACUAGUCUCAAGAAGGCCAGUUGUAUUGCUUCUUUAAUCAGCACAACAGUUUUCAGCUGUGCUAACAUAAUUGCAAAAGGGUUUUCUAAUGAUCAAUUAGCCUUCUAAAAUGAUAAACUUGGAUUAGCAAACACAACGUGCCAUUGGAACACAGGACUGAUGGUUGCUGAUAAUGGGCCUCUGUACAGCUAUGUAGAUAUUCCAUUAAAAAUCAGCCGUUUCCAGCUACAAUAGCCAUUUACAACAUUAACAAUGUCUACACUGUAUUUCUGAUCAAUUUGAUGUUAUUUUAAUGGACAAAAAAAUUGUUUUUCUUUCGAAAACAAGGACAUUUCUAAGUGACCCCAAACCUUUGAACGGUAGUGUACAUCUAAUCAGGACUUCAGUAACCUGCAGCCAUUAGAGACAUCAAACCACUGCUGGUAUGUAGGUGCCUUCACCAUGUCAUGGUUUGCAACCAAAGUGAGUGCCAGCCAUCAUACAAAUAGCUGGCGCUGCUGGAGCUAUUUCCAGUCUUUCACACUCAGGAUGCUGACUGCUGAGAGAUGAGGAGCCAGAUUGGAGCAUCUGUAAUGUCCAUACCCAAGGGCACUAGUGCCUCGGUGGGAGACUGUUCGCCUUGUGUGGAACACUCAAACGAGAUCAGUAAAUAUCACCCCUCACCCACCCGUCGGUUCUCAUCUGCCAUGAACACUCAGCAUAUUUGAUCACAUACAGGGCAUUCGGAAAUUAUUCAGACCCCUUGACUUUUUCCCAAAAUUGUAUGUUACAGCCUUAUUCUAAAAUUGAUUAAAAUAAAUACAUCCUCAUCAAUCUACACACAAUAGCCUGUAAUGACAAAGCAAAAACAGGUUUUUAGAAAUGUUUGCUAAUUUAUUAAAAUAAAAAACUUAUAAAUUACAUUUACAUAACUAUUCAUACCCUUUACUCAGUACUUUGUUGAAGCACCUUUGGUAGCGAUUACAGCCUUGAGUCUUCUUGGGUAUGAUGCUACAAGCUUGGCACACCUGUAAUUGGGGAGUUUCUCCCAUUUUUCUCGGCAGAUCCUCUCAAGCUCUGUCAGGUUUGUUGGGGAGAGUCGCUGCACAGCUUUUUUCAGGUCUCUCCAGAUAUGUUAGAUUGGGUUCAAGUCCAGUCUUUGGCUGGGCCACUCAAGGACAUUCAGAAACUUGUCCCGAAGCCACUCCUGUGUUGUCUUGGCUGUGUCCUGUUGGAAGGUGAAAAUUCACCCCAGUCUGAGGUCCUGAGCACUCUGGAGCAGGUUUUCAUCUCUCUGUACUUUGCUCCAUUCAUCUUUCCCUCGAUCCUGACUAGUCUCCCAGUCCCUGCUGCUGAAAAACAUCCCCACAGCAUGAUGCUGCAUUCACCAUGCUUCACCGUAGGGAUGGUGCCAGGUUUCCUCCAGACGUGAUGCUUGGCCUUCAAGCCAAAGAGUUCAAUCUUGGUUUCAACAGACCAGAGAAUCUUGUUUCUCAUGGUCAGAGUCCGUUAGGUGCCUUUUGGCAAACUCCAAGCGGGCUGUCAUGUGCCUUUUACUGAGGAGUGUCUUCCGUUUGGCCACUCUACCAUAAAGGCCUGAUUGGUGGAGUGCUGCAGAGAUGGUUGUCCUUCUGGAAGGUUCUCCCAUCUCCACAGAGGAACUCUGGAGCUCUGUCAGAGUGAGCAUCGGGUUUUUGGUCACCUCCCUGACCGAGGCCCUUCUCCCCCGAUUGGUCAGUUUGGCCGGGCGGCCAGCUCUAGGAAGAGUCUUGGUGGUUCCAAACUUCUUCCAUUUAAGAAUGAUGGAGGCCACUGUGUUCUUGGGGACCUUCAAUGUUGAAGACAUUUUUUGGUACCCUUCCCCAGAUCUGUGCCUCGACACAAUCCUGUCUCUGAGCUCUACGGACAAUUCCUUCAACCUCAUGGCUUGGUUUUUGCUCUGACAUGCACUGUCAACUGUGGGACCUUAUAUAGACCAUUGUGUGCCUUUCCAAAUCAUAUCCAAAUCAAUUUUAUUUACCACAGGUGGACUCAAAUCAAGUUGUAGAAACAUCUCAAGGAUGAUCAAUGGAAACAGGAUUCACCUGAGCUCAAUUUCAAGUCUUAUAGCAAAGGGUCUGAAUACUUAUGUAAAUAAGGUAUCUGUUUUUUAUUUUUAAUACAUUUGCAAAAAUUCUAAAAACCUGUUUUUGCUUGGUCAUUAUGGGUUAUUGUGUGUAGAUUGAUGAGGGGAAAAAAUUAUUUUAUCCAUUUUAGAAUAAGGCUGUAAUGUAACAAAAUGUGGUUAAAGUCAAGGGGUCUGAAUACUUUCCGAAUGCACUUUAAAUCGACUCGGAUAUGUGCAUUAGCCAUAUUCUGGCACCAUCUCUAGAGUAAAUACAAGUUAUUUUGUAGUGUCUUGCACUGUUCUAAGAAUGUAUCCGUUUCAACAUAACAAAUUCAGCUUUAAUUGUACAACAGUACGGACGACAUCAAAACACAUGCCAUGAUUCUUUUUAUUUUUUUUAUAACCCAUAACUUGAUUUUGGGUGAAUGAUGACCAGGCCUGGUACAUAUCUGCAGGGUCCCAGUGUAACUGCUGUAACUGUAGAAUGAAUAAUGGGUGAGGCCUCGCAAUUCCCUUAAUGCAACUGUGAUUGAAUAAAAGCCCACAGAUAAAGCCUUAAAGCUAGAGGAAGGCUGUGUUUUCCUGUAAGCCACACCAACAGCUCUGCUUAGCCACAUUGGCACCACCACGCCUUGCAGAGAUCACAACACAUCAGGUCAAAGCUAAAAAACACACACAUUCACUCUGGGUCUAAAUAUGGCUUAAUUGAGACUUGUGAAGAACUGUCAUGGAUUAAAUAAAAAAACGCCUGGAAAACUAAGUUUCACAACGAAGCUGUGCCUUUUACUGGUCUUUGGAAAAAGUAGUGCUCAGCUGUUAAUGUGACCUUUAGCAUUACAAUAACUAAUAGUGUCUGCAGCUGCAUAUCUUUUACAAGAUAAUAUACAGGUAACUGCCAGAACAGCUUCAAUGCACCUUUGCAUAUAUUAUACAAGUGUCUGGAACUCUAUUGGAGGGAUGAAAUGCCAUUCUUCGACAAGGAAUUCCAUCAUUUGGUGUUUUGUUGAUGGUGGUGGAAUUUGCUUUUUUUUUUUACACAAAGAUUAGCAGAGCUGUCGAUUGGGCAUUUAUGGAUUUCAUGAGUUCAAAUAUAACACCCAUUGAGUACAUUUGAAUUGUUUUUCUACACAAUAAGACAGAACAAUGCAAAUAAAAAAAUGCCAAAAACAGUGCUAAAGAGUAUUUUAUAAGGAAAUCUAGCGUCUGAAACUUCAGCACCAUGGACAAGUCUUCGUGUGCUAUAACAGCAUAGGCUUCUCACAAGCUGUUACGGAACGCUUUCAUGUUAUCAUUUCGAAAUGGUAAAGCUCAAGCUGCCCAGUAAUGGCAUAACAAAUACUAUGAAUAAAGUACAUCUUUCAUUUCUCGUUGUGGAUUAAUUAUUUUUGUACUUAUGAACUCACUGAGCAAAGCCUUUUUCAUGAAUAUAUAGCCUAUCCUGUCCAUGGAUGAUAUUACGUAAAUACUAUACGUAAAUAAAAACCACGUGCCUCAAAGAUGUAAGGUUCGUGCUAUCUGGGAUCCUUAGGACGUCCCUACCCUAAACCCUACUCUUACCCUAACCCUAACCGUCUGACAUUUCAACUUCAAAAUUGGGCGGGGACGACGUCCCAAGGAACACAGAUAGCAAGGACAAAAGAUGCAACUCAUAGCGCACAUAUUUCCUACGCACUGAACACGACAUACUGUAUGUACAGGUCGAGAUUGCUUGACUGAUUAUGUAGUUUCUCAGCACAGCAAAUUAACCUUACUCGAGGUGGCAGCGCUGUGCAUUAAGCCCCUAGGGUGGUAACGUGACUCCCCCUGGCAUAUCAGCCCCUGUCCUCUAUUCUCGUCCACCACAUCGCCACAGAGGACGUCAAGAUCGCAUCCAUCUUCAACUAGAAAUGGUUUACAAACUAUAUCUGACCCAAGCAGCAAUCCUCCCCGAUUCCGUACGUAUCCGCAAGGAGUCAUUCAAAUGCGCUGGUGUGCAUGCUGGCUGAAGUGUACUCUAGUGAAUUUGGGAAAGGUCAUUUAAAGUGCAAGGUGAGUGCGCCGAGAAUGAUUUGUGACAAAGGAAAUAUCAUCAAGAGGCAACAACAGUAACUUCAGGGUUUCAUUGCGAAAGCGCCUUUACACAAGAGCACGGAAUAAUCAUGCCUGUACGAAGAGGUCAUGUUGCGCCACAAAAUACAUUUCUUGGAAUAAUAAUACGGAAAUUCGAGGGACAGAGUAAGUAUACCAUCCCUGGUAUCCUCGUGUUAAUCUAAAGUGUUGUUCUUGGCAUUGUGGCGCUUGUGUUUUAUUAGUCUGUUUGUGGGUAUAGAGUUGGCAUAAAGUUACAUUUUUAAAGCUAUUUGAUCUUAUGAAUCAACAUGCAUAUUUAUCCAUUUAAGAAUGGAUUUGUUAAUUUUAAGAAUGCGUUAGAGUAACACAUCAAGCAGUGUCAAGAAUGUAUUAUGUUAUGCUCUAGUCUAAGUCAAUCGCUGUUCUCAGAAAUCAAGUGCUAUUUGACAACUUCUCAAAUUAUACCACCUUUGUAUUAAUUAUAUCAAAUACUGGACUGUCUUCAAUUUACAAAUACUCUUAAAAUGUUCAUAAACCUCCAAUCUAGAGACUACAUCCCAAUUGGUUUGAUAGCAUUGUGUUUUUUUUUUCCUUUUUCUUGCAGAUAGGAAAUUUGUCAUAGCCAAUGCCCGGGUGCAGAACUGUGCAAUCAUCUACUGUAAUGAUGGCUUCUGUGAGAUGACCGGCUACUCCAGAUCGGACGUUAUGCAGAAGCCGUGCACCUGUGAAUUCCUCCACGGCGAGCACACUGACACACAUGCCAUCAGCCAGGUGGCCCAGGCUCUGAUGGGCUCAGAGGAGCUCAAGGUGGAAAUCACAUAUCAUCGCAAAGAUGGUGAGUCAGUGUCAACCGGGCCAGCAACAGAGAGGUGUUGUUAUACACUAGGUGUGACAUGCUGUCUCUGAGAAAUCAUAAGCUACAGUCUCGCCACAAGACGUCCACCUCAAUAUUUGAGUCCCAAAUGGCACUCUAUUCUCUAUGUAGUGCACGACUAUUGACUAGAGCCCUUUGGGUUCUAGUGCACUAUAAAAGGGAAUAGGGUGCCAUUUGGGAUGUAGACUUGUUUUGGUUAUAUGUGCUGAUAUCCUACUAGAGAGAAUCGGUGAACACAGUAGAGAUGAGGUUAUACCGUUUUGACAGUGCACUUGACAGCGAGAAGUAAUGAGAGCCUUUCUUUCCAUUAAGAAAAUGUCUCCAUUGACCUGUGCAAUAAAUGUUCCUAUUCAUGUGGACGGAGCAAACAACAUUUAUAGGAAAUGACUAUCAAUAUCCAUAUUUCCUAUCUAUGUAGAAUGUGGAUCUUCCUUUGCAUUUACUGAACUAUGCUACUUUUUGAAAAUAUUGUAUUUAGCUACCAUCAAUAACAAUUUUGGUCUUAAACCAUUAUGGAUAUCAUUGUUUUGAUGAGGUAUGAUGUGAGAGAGUUUCAGCAAAUGUUAUUAUACUCUAAGCGAGGAAGCAAGAUAACCUUUGACAAUGAUCUCUGGCUUGAUAAAAAAAAAAAAAAAUGCCAUUGCAUAAUGGAGGUGUAAUCAGUGGCUUGGCAGACAAUACCAGAAGACUGAACAUUCCAAUUUAUUAAAGACCUUGGCAUUGGAGAGGUAUUAUAGCAAUAUACAGCACCUAGGAGCAUGAACCAGCAUAUUAUCAAUUUCCAAUGUAUUUUAUGUAUAGUAGAGACUGGCAGUGGCAAAAUGGUAGUUUGUACCUUCUCUUAGUCCUACUGUGACUAAGAUACAUGCAGUAGAGAGAGUGGAUCUUGACUCUGACAAGGUCAAUGGGGCUUGGUCAGCUGCCAUGACACAAUAGGGAGUAGUGUGUUGUCUGUGACUGACAGAGGAAAGGAAAGUGCUGUCUCAGUUCACUCUAGAGCACAGUAUACUGCGACUCACCUGCCUUCCUCCAAGGCUGUUCCAGACUAUUUUAAUGGGGAUACGAAUAGCUAACAGCGAAUCAAUGUAGUCUUGUUUCACAAUGAAAAUAAAUCAAUGAAUGACUGCAGUAUUUGCAUGCCGUCCUAUAAAAUCUCUCAACAGUGGAGAGAUGGGCCAUGCCCAGCCACAACCCUUAUAGAGAAAUCUAUGAGAGUCUGAACAAAAUAAUUCAUCUAGUAAUCAAUGUACCAUCAUCAGAGUGGAACCAGGCUACAUUCCAAAUAGUACCAUAUUCCCUACAUAGUGCACUACUUUUGACCAGAGCCCUAUAGGCUGUGGUCAAAAUUAGUGCACUAUAUAGCAAAUAGGGCACCAUUUGGGAUGCGGCCCCAGCUUCAAAAAGGUGGGCUUUUCUGUUUUCCUCUCAAUUUCUUUCCAACGCAAAUUAGAUCUAACUGUCAGUUCAGAGUUUUUCCCAUAGAGAUCAUAUUCUAAUUCCUUAUUCUAUGGCUUUUCCUGACCAUAUGAACUGAGCAGGAAAAGGACAUGUGAGUUGCCAUACUGAGCUUAUCCCUGUGAGGGGUGACACCAGGUCUCAUUCUAACUGUACUGUACAUUAUGUCUAUGAGGCAUUGUUAUUCAAGCAUAAGGUCCUUGACUCCUCUAGAUGUAAUCCAAAAGCAGAUGUUGUUAUUAUCUAGUCUAUCCUUGUUUGACUGUUCUCGUGAGGACCUUCAGUCCCCUUUGGGUUCCAUUUUCUUGGGCCACUAUCUCCAUAUGGGUGGAGUUCUUUUUUAGCUUGACUCUAGACAUGAUAUGAACCAUAGUCAGUGCAGGCAGCAGUACUGCCGCCCUCUGUAAAGUUGCAGUGAAUUAAAAUGAAGUUGCUGCUCAAUGACAUAAAUCUACAAAUGUAAUGCCACCUCCUGCCAUUUUCAGGCAGUUUAGGUCAGUAUAAUUCACCCCUCAAAGUCAAUGCAGGGAUAGUAUAUGAUGACAGGAAGGCAGGUUGUAUUUUUUGUUCCCCCGGUUCACGGCAAUAAAGAACGUUGAACCCAACUUAUUGUCUGCUGUUCACUAUACUGUGUACAUGACUGUAGAUUCACCGAAAACUUCCAAUAGUUCCAUUUGUUUUCUUCCAGCAGCAGCAGUCGUCAGCCUAGACAUUUCUGCUAAUCACGUGGAAAUCAGAGCCAGAUGCUCCUCG